AUGACCGUCCCUUUUCCGUCUCGCCGCAUAUACCGGAUCUCAUGUCUGAUUAUCACGCCCUGCCUCGUUGCCAUCAUUGGCAUGGGCAUUUUUGGGCUCUGGUUUGGCAUGAACUCGGACGGUGAUAACGUCCAUCCUCUCCUCACUCAACUCAUCCCUGCGGGCCACUGUACUUGCAAGGCAUCGACAACAUUCAAUUGCACGAGCUGUGUAGACUUGAUCACCCCAACCACAUUCGAAACAGCAUCUCCGUCGCUGUCGCCAUCGCCUCCAGCCUGGACUUUCGUGUAUGGUCGUGAUGAUCGAAAUGUGGGCCUCACCAGGUCGCAGUGUCAGUCGUCCUUUCCGGGGCUAUUCGAGGAUGUCCACCGUGCUGUGCGCUUUUGGGCUUCUCGAGAUGGUAUCCAAAAGGAGUCUUUGGAUGGGAUCAAGUUACGAGGUGGCAUGGCGAGGGCGAUGAUAUUCAACGGAAAUCUUUAUGUCAUCGAAACGCGGGCCGCCCAAGAAGACCAUCGACGGAAGAUUUUGGGGGUCCUGAGCUCAAUUCACCGGGCUCUGCAGGAUAACGUACCUGACAUUGAGUUUAUCUUCUCGAUCGAGGACAGAGUCGACGACGUCUCUGGUACUGGUCAGCCCCUCUGGGUGCUUGGGAGGAAAGCUAGCGAAGAGUCUGUAUGGCUGAUACCCGACUUUGGAUUUUGGGCUUGGGGUAAUCCGUCAAGCAACAUCGGUCCUUAUGAUCAGGUGGUAGAGACCAUCGAAAGGAUCGAUUCGGAGGAUCGGAUGCCGUGGUCUUCAAAGACCCAGAAACUGCUUUGGAGAGGGAAACUUAGCUUUUCGCCCAAAUUGAGGCGAGGCUUGCUCGAAGCUGCGAGGAACAAGCCGUGGGGUGACGUGAAGGAGCUCGUCUGGAAAAAGAAGGAUAAUUUCAUCAGUAUGCAAAACCAUUGCAAGUACAUGUUUGUCGCACACGUUGAAGGCCGCGCUUUCUCAUCCUCUCUCAAAUACCGACAGGCGUGCCGAUCAGUCAUUGUCGCACACAAAUUGCAGUACAUCCAGCACCACCACUAUCUGCUCCAGUCCGAUGGUCCGCAUCAGAAUUUUGUCGAAGUUGAGCGCGACUUUUCAGACCUCUCCGAAAAGAUGAGCGAGCUCUUAGCGAAUCCAGAGAUGGCCAGAAAGAUCGCCGACAACAGUGUCAAGACUUUCCGACAGCGGUACCUCACACGCGCCGCCGAAGCAUGUUAUUGGCGGGAAUUGUGGGAAGGCUGGGCAAGCGCUUCCAGAGGAAAUCCGAUGCCAGACGAGUUGCCAGAUGAACGUGGUUUGAGAUAUGAAUCCUUCCUUCUCUUGGAGAGUAGCGAUAUGAUGGCCUUUUCGUACAAGCCUUGA
Coccidioides posadasii C735 delta SOWgp is the source of this 1392-nucleotide messenger RNA. RefSeq lists its product as uncharacterized. Lineage: Eukaryota; Fungi; Ascomycota; Eurotiomycetes; Onygenales; Onygenaceae. The record is from RefSeq and is a predicted model, not a curated record.